This is a messenger RNA of Pseudomyrmex gracilis, 807 nucleotides long. RefSeq names its product 39S ribosomal protein L12, mitochondrial (gene mRpL12). Gene Ontology annotation, cellular component: ribosome; mitochondrial large ribosomal subunit. Gene Ontology annotation, biological process: translation; mitochondrial transcription. The coding region runs from base 132 to 680 and encodes 182 amino acids. The record is from RefSeq and is a predicted model, not a curated record. The transcript has 4 exons. NCBI's taxonomy places the organism in Eukaryota, Metazoa, Arthropoda, Insecta, Hymenoptera, Formicidae. Gene Ontology annotation, molecular function: structural constituent of ribosome.
AGCAGCCUUAGUCAAUUUUACCAGUUGCAAAGAAGAACCAAGCCAAACCAAAUAUUAACAGAUAGCAGCAGAUUUUUUAUUUCACGUUAUUUGAGUGUUAUUGUCGUUUUGUUGCAAACAUCUGAUACAAAAUGAUUAACACUUUCCGCCUGAUAUCUCGACAGAAACUUUAUCAGUUUCAAUUUCCCAAAUGCAUUGCCCAACAAGCAGAAUCGAGUUCAGUGGCAGCGACACAAGCUGCAUCAGCACCACUUUCCCUAACAGGUGUUGACAAGCCAGUAAAUCUAAAAAUUGACAAACUAGUUAACGAUAUAACUGCUCUUAAUCUAAUAGAAGUGGCAGAACUUAGUGAUCUUUUAAAGAAGCGAUUAAAUCUGCCAGAUGCUCCUGUUAUGCCUGUUGGAGGAACUUUUGUUGCUCCAGCUCAAUUGGUAGAAGAAGAACAAAUACCAAAAAAGGUGAAAACAGAAUUUACUGUUAAGAUAACUGAAAUUAACAAGGAUCAAAAAGUAAGCCUUAUUAAAGAAGUAAAAAACUUGAUACCAGGUUCAAAUCUUGUUCAGGCCAAAAAGUUCAUUGAAGAACUACCUGCAAUAAUUAGGAAGGAUGUAGCAAAAGAUGAAGCUGAAAAAGUGAAAGAUGUUCUUGUAAAACUUGGUGCUAAAGUCGAAAUUGAAUAACUUUGCUACUUAAAAUAAAUUUAUUUUUAUAUAUUUUAUGUUACACACACAACUGUAAACAAUUACAUCCAAUAUAAGUUUUUGUAUUAUCCUUUUAUUUAAAUAACAUUCUUCUAUUUAAGCUUUA